GACAUAUUAUUAUAAAAAAGACCCGAGGGUGAAUAAACGGAUUGUGUCAAAUUGUCAAUUCGCUUCGCGUCUUAUUUGUUUCGAGUUUUUGCUCUUGUAUUUUUUCGUUUCAAUUCUAAUUAAAUAUUUCACUUGGAUAUGAGAUCUGAUAGUGUGUAAUAAGUGUUUUAAAUUAUUCUAAUAUUUUUCAAAUGUUCCAAUAUUUGUCGGCAUUAUAGGUUAGAGAUAUUCGUCAUCAAAAUAACGUAUGUGUAAUGAAAAAGUUAUUUUUGGAAAGUAAUAAUUUGAAACAAACUUCAUUCAGUGCUUAAAAAGUGUGAAAUUUUGAACUUUAUAUUACGCACCUGGAAAGAAAAUGGGUCUGAUAAUAUCUAGAUUUCGCCGCAAGAAAACAACGAUAGAAGUUCUCGAUACCCUCGAAACGAAGAUCAAAAGUAUUGAACAAGAUGGUCAAUACAAGGAGCAGACACACAAGAGGGUCAUCGGUUACGUCAUGGCGUACUCCGUGGGCCUAUACGUCCUGUUCGCGGUGCUCUACUACUACAUGUACGCUGGGAGAAGCCAGCACUGGGUCCAUUCCUUGCUGUACGCUUCGCCGCUAUUGAUCCUGCCUGUUCUCGUGAUAUUCCUCCGAUCGGCGAUAUCGUGGUACUAUAAUUGGACGCUUAACAAGAAUCGUGUGAAAUUGAACAAAAUGAGAGAAGAGAAGAAGAAGAUUCUAGAAGAUGUCAUGAACACGGAGACGUAUAAGGUUGCAAAGGAGAUCUUGGAUAAAUACGGAGGACCAGAGGAGCAGUCUAAAGCAAGCAAGCCGUUUACAUCAUUCAAUGCCUCCAGUAACACGACUAGAACCCCACCAGCGACGCCAGUACAAAUACGACCGAGAUUAGCGAUACAGAACUCGACGCCCAUAACGAAUAAUAAUCUUAAUUUAGUUCCCGUCAACGCACCGACGGCUCUGUACAAGGGACCGCGGCUCAGGUCGGACCAGCUGCCGAGACCGUUGCCGGAUAGUCACCGCUCUGCUCUAGAUAAAGUGGUCGACUAUCUGCUAAAAGACGGACCGAAUCAUCGCAUGGCCCUUAUCUGUACUUCUUGUUUCUCACACAAUGGGAUGGCGAUGGCGGAGGAAUUCGAGUACGUGUCGUACGUGUGCGCGUACUGCGGGCAGCUGAACGCGGCGCGCAAGCAGCGCCCCGCCGCGCCGCUGCUGUCGCCCGCGCGCGCGCUGCCCGCGCCCCCCCGCGCCGCUCCCCGCCUCGACUCUUCGAUAGCCAGCUCAAGUGACAGCGAAGAUGAGAAAAAUAGUAAUGAUACUACGAAGGUUGGAGAAGGCGAACCGGAUCGCCCCCCCUCACCAAUGGAGGUAGAGGCGAAAUCCGAAACGGAGAAAAAAGAAGACUGAACGAAUUAUUGCAUUGUUAAUUAUUUAAUUAUAAUAAAUGUCUGCUGAUAAUUAAUAGUUACGAACAAUCGAUUUAACUCGGCUGAAAAUGUUAAUUUGUUUUUAAUAAAGCGCCGUAUGAUGUUGGUCUUAUGAAUACAGAAAAUUUAUGAAAGCAGUUAAGUAAGUAAAAUUAACUUUGCGCUAGAAUCAUUUAUAAUAUCCAAACUAAAAAAAUGUUUAGAACCUUUGUAAUUUUGUUUAAAAAAAAAAGUGAUCUCUAUAGGAAUAUCGCGUAAUAGCAAUAUUAUCUGUCCCUUUCAUACUGGAUUUGGAUGUUUCGAAUAUGACAAUUAUAUACAAGUAUAUCGCUAAACGUUUAUUAACAGGAGUUUUAACUUUUUUUUUAUAAUAAUAAUAAUAAAGGCUUACAACUCGCUUUAAAAUAUGGUGUUCAUAAUAUAAGCAAUCUGUAGUGAAAACGUAACGCAUUAAAUACUUUUUUGAGGUUCGACUACAGAUUAAAUAUAUGUCAUUUUAUGUAUCACGUUAUCAUAUUCAUUUUUUUUUUAAAGUAAAAUCAUAGUAAGGUACUACACGAGAGAUGUUUUUUUAUGAUCUAUAUAUAUUUAUGUGUUUAAAAGAUGUUUUUUGAGGGAGGGUCAAGGGAGUUUUUGUGGUAAAGGUUUUGAAGAGGUCGUUUAAUUUAUAUAACCGAUGUUCACAUGAUAUAAACUCAUUAUUUAUUUUAAAACGCAGCAAUUAUGUAUCAAAUUCAAAGUAUACUUUUAUUAAAGUCUGACAACUUAUAUAUUUUACAUGGCAAAAUUAAAUAUAGGCAAGUUUAUAAUGUUAUAGUAUAAACGGACACCGAUUAUUUUGCCUUUGACAAUGAUAUAAAUAUUUGAUGUUGCCAUUUAUAUAAAUAUUAUAUGCAAAUUUAUAAGCUGUCUGAUUUUAAAAAAAUUCUAUCGUCAUCUUAAUAAUACAUAAAAUAUUGUUAUAAAACUAUAAUAUAGGACAUAGUCAUAGUUUUUAUAAAUCUUACAAAAUAUAUACUCAUUAUUAAAGUUAAUAUAAUAGAUGUUACAGUCAAUUAUAAAAGUUAGCAAGAAAAGUUUUUAAUUGAAAUUGUUUUUUUUUUAAAUCGUUUAUACAAUCGGGUUCUCAUAUUUUUCCUCUGUAAUAUGUGAUUUGCAGACAGGCUUAUUGCAAUAACUUACAAUAUAUAUAUUUUUUAAUAUAUUGUAAGGCAUGUCUGUCUUAGGUAAUUUCUCUUCCAAAAUACGUAUUGAUUGCAUGCGUCAUAACUUAUUCCAUAGUUUGACUAAAAAUAUAAAGGUAAUUUUACACUAGUCGGAUAAAUGCUGCGUUUUAGCUACAUACUAAUUUAAUAAAAUAAUUUUAAGUUAUUAUGAAUCUUCCUAGUUGUAGAAUUAGGCUUAAUACCUACGGCUUCUUAGGCUCGAUACUUAAUUUGUUUUUUUUUUCUUCUAUAUGACAUCUCAGAAUUAAGUUCGCUUUUCUUUAGACAAAGUAAUAUAAUUCUAUGAUUUUUUUUAAAUUAUUUUUGAAGAUUCUUUCCCAAUGUUUGUAGAAAACAAAAAUCUGCAAUGCAAUAAUUCUCCGUUGUGGUAAUUGUUCUAAAUGUAAUUUUAAUGGUAAAGAAAUUAGUGUUUUUUUUUAAAUUGACACAUGAAACGUCAUAACGCGUAACGUCACUUUUCCCGCUAAUAUUUGAACGUAUUAUAUUAGUAGUUCUCGCAAUUUUUUUGCUUGUCCUUUGCUUUGCCUGCUCUAUCUCAAAUUUUUAAUUUAUAGAUCAAUGUAAUUAAUCCGAUUUACUUUGCUUAUUGUUGGAACGAAUUUACACUUUCAUAUAUUUAUAUAUGGUAUUACCAUAUGCGUUUGAUCUAAAUACUUAUAUUAUCUUAUUCAAACAGUAUUCGCUUCAUAUCGUUCAAUAUCAACGUUAAAAUUUUAUUUAAACAAAAUAUUAAUAUAUUUUUUUAAUUAAAUAUUUUUCGUUGUGAAAAUAAUUGAGCUCAGUUAUGUCAAAGCCGCAAAAAAUAUAUAAGACUUAUGUAUUCAAUAAACUAAUACUCUCAGUGAAAACUGUGAAGCUAAAGGCUAUAUCCUUGUACUUAUUGUUGGCGGUGCAUUUGUCUAUUUGCGGUGGUGACCACUUAUCGUCAGUUGGUCCAUUUGCUCUUUGGCAUAGUUGAAUUCAAUUAAUCAGUACGAACAUAAUAUGUCAGUGUAAAUUCAAUAUAGACAAUUUAAAGUAAUAUUUGCAUGUAACUGAAAUUUUUGUUCCUAUUAAAAUUUAAUUGUUAUUACAGUAAGUAUUUUUUUAAACAUGGUACAAUUUUCACCAUUUUCAAUUUUUAGUCAUGAUAUUUUCCAUUAAAUGCAAUUCCGUUCCGUUCUAUAACAAUGUAUUAUUAUGUUUUUGAUAAAGCUACUAAUAUUUAAAUAACAUUGUUUACUUCAAAACCUUUUCUAGUCAAUUGGAUAAAAAGGCAUUUCAUACAAUCUUUUUAAAGGAUUAUAAAUUUAUAUGUAGUCCAGACAUUCCUUAUAUGAAUUGUUUUAAACAAAAUAAACAUAGAAUUGGUUACUUAUUGCUUUUCAUCACAUUAUCGUUAAGGUCAUUAUUGUUUACGUUUUUUUUUUGUCUUAAAGUUAUGUUAGGAUUUUAUUUGUUUUUUUAGUAUUCAAAGAUCUAGCCGCAGCUUCAUCUUUUAAUCACUCAUACUAAUAGCAUUUUUUUAAAAUCUUUUUGAUGUAUUCUUAAUGUCUAUAGAUGAUAGAUUAUGUUGCAAUAUAGCUACAUCGCAUAUAUUUAUUGUGCACUGAAUCAUUUUAAAUAUUGUUAAAAAUAAUCAAAAUAAUUUAGCAUUUGACUAAUAUUUAAAACAUUUUAAUUUACAUAUACGAUUUGCUGACAAUUGCUGUUUAAGAUCAACAAAAUGCAAUGACUGGUGACAAGUAAUGUUAUUUUGUUGAUGACCAGACAUUAAAAUAUAUUAAUAUAACGAUGCAAAUUCUCUGUUAAUUAUUGAAAAAGAUUUAACAACUGCAUUGAGCCGGCUUUGGAUUGUUUGAUACAUUUGAUUUACAGACUUUAGAGGAAUAUUAUAUGUUUAGACUUUAUAGCAUCAAUUGCGAUCAGUUUGUUUUGUCGCCAUAUUAUAGUCCUUCGCUUAAGCAUUUUUUUUUAAUAUGAAAAGUUGACAUAUGAAAUGUCUAUGUAUAGCGAAACGUCACUUUUCCCGCUCUUUUUUAAAUGUAUAAUUUAAGCAAUUCACUCUAAAUGUUUCUGUGUCUCAUUAAAAUUGAACAUGGUACCUAUCGGCCCUUUAACUGCGUUAUAAGCUUUCUUUAAACUUUUUGCGUACCACGCUAGUUACAAUAAAAUAUACAUAUUUUUAUUUGAUUAAAUUGGACUUCUGCUAUACUGCAACCUACAAAAAAAAAAAAAAAAACAAAUGUAUACAUUUUUCAACUUGUUAAAUUAUUAUCACACUUUCACUCAAUUUUUUCAUUAUUUAACAAUUUUUACAUUAUAAUAAUCUCAUAUAAAAAUCAGAUGAUAACACGUUUUGUACGAUGUUAACAUACACAUUAUUUAUCGAACGAUAAGUGAUAAUUAUAUAAGAGUUGAAGAGUAUAUCGCUGUGAAUGGCAGAAUUAAUUAAAAUUGUUGAAUUGUUUGGACAUGGGCAGUUAGGGGCCUUGAAAACGACGUUGUUUAAAUUUGUCCACGAAUGAUGAAUGACACUUAACUUUUUUUAUGAUUCCAAUUACUGCAUAUUAUUAAGAUGUAAAGACAAUAAUAUUCAUGAAAGAGGUUACAUGAAACUGCAUUUUUUAAAUUGACAAACUUUACUCCAAGGUUUUACAGUCACAGAUAAAGAAUAUGUUUUUUAAAUCCUCACUUGUGAUCAAGGUGAAGUCGAAUAAUUAGCGUUGUUAAAUUUGUUAUUUAUUGCUUGUAUCGUUGAUUAGCCGUUUUAUAAUGGAACUAAUAUAUUGUAAGAAACUA
Messenger RNA from Vanessa tameamea, 5432 nucleotides. It is a transcript of the gene Lnpk, whose product is annotated as endoplasmic reticulum junction formation protein lunapark-B. The record is from RefSeq and is a predicted model, not a curated record. Gene Ontology annotation, biological process: endoplasmic reticulum tubular network organization. The transcript is spliced from 9 exons. Lineage: Eukaryota; Metazoa; Arthropoda; Insecta; Lepidoptera; Nymphalidae. Bases 356 to 1405 code for a protein of 349 amino acids. Gene Ontology annotation, cellular component: endoplasmic reticulum tubular network.